AUUUUCCACAACAAUAACAAAGGGAGCAGUUGAGACCUCGGAGAAGAAACGAAAGAACAGACUAGCAAAACUCCGAACUAAAGGGUCCAGAAACUUUUAAUUUCUUCCGGGAAGAAUUGUAUUUAUAUAUUUUUAUACAUCGCACGGCGAAUAAUCUACCUCAAGCCACUUGAAGUGAUCUGUUUUUGUUCUUGAAGUCAACCCUCUUCCUGUUUACAUUACUUUUGCCGCAGGGCUUGUUUUUGCACAAUCAACAAGAGCUAUGGCUGAUCUUCAUCAGGUGUUCCUCGGCUGAGAAGGAGUAACUAAUGCACUUCAGCACCUUUACCAAGAUCUCAGUGAGCGGCUCCCGCAGCUGAUGACCAAAGAGCCCGGCCCUCGCCCACUCCCAGCAGGACCAUCCAACCUCGCACCUCUGCCCCGGACAGCACCAUGUUCCAGAGGUUCACCAGCAUCUUGUUUGGAGACUCCCUGGAGGAGGGCAGUGGAUGUCCUGUGGAUCCAGACUUCAAUGAGAAGGAGGAGGACGAUGAGUGGAUUCUGGUCGAUUAUCUAGCGAAGGCCUGCUCCAGUGCGUGUGGAGAUGAUCUGGUGGAGGGGUGCUCUGACGAUGUCGCUCCUCUGGACUCUCCCGUGCGCUGCUCCUCCUGCUCCUCUCUGGAUUCAGCGACAGACACUGACGCAGAAGACGGCAACUUCUUGCGUCUCGAGGCGACAUGUGGGCUUGAAGAGAGCUGGUUCAUUACCCCUCCGCCUUGUUUCAUGGCUGGAGGCAGAGCCCCGGUCCUGCUGGAGACCAGUCCUCUGGAGAACCUUCUGAUCGAGCAUCCCAGCAUGUCCGUGUACGCUGUUCACAGCCCCCGUCAACGACCUGCCAAGGAAGGCACCCGUGAGCCAUCGAUUUUAAGAUCUGAUGUUCAGCGCCGGCCCAGUCAUCCUUCUGCCUGCUACGCAGCCGCUCUGGUAGCUGCUCACGCCGGGUUUCUGGAGCAGACCAAGAACGUCCGCUUGGCCCAGCGCAUCCGUGAAAACGUGGAGCGCCAGCAGCUGUCCCGCAACGCUCUCCGCCGCCUCAACCUGCUGCGCGAUGGCGGAGCCAGACAGGCCAAACCCACCGGAGGCUACGUUCACCAGCCGGGCCAGAGGCAGUACAACUACUGAGACGGUCCCCACUGCACUCCCCCGUCCUCCCCUGCACACCACCCCUUCCACACUGGGAGAAUUGGUCUUUCGCCAGAAGGAACGGAAUCCUUCAGAAUCAAUGCCAUAGGUCACUUUACUUCACGGCAGGUUCCACUCGACCUGAAUGUGUCUGCAUCGUGUUUCCUUUAUAAGCUCCAUCUGGUUCUGUCUUAUGUUAUAUGUCAUGAAGGUUGAAUAACCAAGUGUUUUGUUAUAGUGAGCACGAUGUUGUAGUGCUCUGUUGGAGCAUGUGUAGGCAGCUUGGCACUUUCAAUGCCUUUAACUUGUUGUCUUUGCUUUUUUUUUUUUUUUUUUUUAAGCCAUACUAAGUUCAAUCACACCAGUGAUUAAAUAUUCAGCAGCACUUUUCUGGUUAGGAAGGAACCUGCCUGUGAUUCUGUAGAUCAGUGCUUUCUUCCUUUUUUUUUUGUCUCUUUUAAAAUAUACUGGGUUUAUUAUCACUAAAAGCCUUGUUUCCAUAGUAGAUUUCAAAGUAUGUAAAAUAUAUUUAAAAAAAAAAAAACCUCCAAAAUAUUUUCAAAAGAAAAAAAUAUUGAAUAUAUUACAUAUCAGUAUGAAGUUGAUAAGAGUGUAUGUUAUCUGCGUAGAUAGAUAUGUAUGUAAGCAGUUUUUCCUAUUUUUAGUGACUGAUUUGAUGUAUGACUGUGUAGUGCUAAUUUUCCAACAGGUGAAAAACAAACAAAAAAAGACAUCAAGUGUUGUAAUGUUAAUUUUCAUGUUUGCUCUAUAUCUGCAGUACAUGUCUCAGGGUCAUCACUGUUCACCUUUUGCUCUUUGCUAAAAAUGCAGAUUACUUGCAGACGGUAAAUUUGUCUCUGUACAUACUGGAGAACCUCUAACGUGCGUAUGUUACCUUGUGGAAAUAUUUGUAAUUGAUGUAAAUCUUUAACAUAACGUGCGUCUCACACUUUGAAUGAAAGCUUGCUCCUCCGAGGACUGUGAAAACAAACUCUUUCUCUUAACUGACUGUUAAAGCCUUUGACGGAGUUAAAGUUUUUUUUUUUGACUAGUUACACAUUAUAUUUGCUGAGCGAAAUAUUUAAGUAGCAACAGACUUAAAAUUCUUUGUAGGUUAUGUUUGUUACUCUUUAUUCCUUUAUCACUCAUGACCUGGUGUUGUAAAUUUCCGAUGACACUGCCAAGGUAAAUGUCUCCCCUAAACGAAUGGAACUGAAUUCAGUAACUCUGACAUUCAGUCGAAUGCAUUUCACAUGCAUUAGCAACUCAAGGAAAACACCUACAGCUUUUCUUCUUUCGCUUGCUGCAGUCUGUGUUGAGCAGUAUAUUGCAUUUUCUGACAUUUUUCUCUGUGGACGAAGGGAAUGGAAGGGACAUAAGGUGCUCUUCAUAUUCCUUGAGUAAUACUGGGGAGGCCCUCUUUCUCUAUGUCAGUAGAUGCCUGAUAUUUGGUAUUCAUAACAGGGAUUUCAUUUUGCCUUGAAUUGCAUUUGGGGAUCAUGUGCCUUCCAGGUGAACAGUAUGACAAUGCAUCCGUGAAGAACUUGAAAUUUGUCCAAAGGGACACAAACAAAUGUAAUUUUACUAUGCACAGAGGAUUACCUUGUCUCUGUGAGCCACUUGCUCUGUCAACUUUUACACGAAAUGUAGCAAAUGUUUUUUUUUUCCUGUGUUUAAUGUGUGAAGAAAAUUCUCUGUGGCAUUGCUAAGUUUUAGACUAUGCUUCGGUUGAUUUAUUUUUUAUUUUAGUUUACUGGAAUAAUACAGCACUUUGCCAAAAGUGUAGGGUUUUAGCAUUACUUAGCAUUGUUUAUUUAUCUUUUUCUUGAACUGAUGUGUUUUGGAUACAUGUCAUACACAGACUGUUUUAUAUGAGUAGUAUAAUUUGCAAAUAAAUUGUUCGUUUCAUAUGUCUCAAAACCAACUAUUUGUCAUUAUGUAUACUCCCUUCUCAAUAAAUGUUUUAAUACGAAA
Messenger RNA from Puntigrus tetrazona (Sumatra barb), 3135 nucleotides. It is a transcript of the gene tp53inp1, whose product is annotated as tumor protein p53 inducible nuclear protein 1. Gene Ontology annotation, biological process: positive regulation of DNA-templated transcription; autophagosome assembly. NCBI's taxonomy places the organism in Eukaryota, Metazoa, Chordata, Actinopteri, Cypriniformes, Cyprinidae. The transcript is spliced from 4 exons. The record is from RefSeq and is a predicted model, not a curated record. Bases 433 to 1161 code for a protein of 242 amino acids. Gene Ontology annotation, cellular component: autophagosome; nucleus.